This is a messenger RNA of Iphiclides podalirius (scarce swallowtail), 354 nucleotides long. The record is from the annotation of a GenBank genome assembly. NCBI's taxonomy places the organism in Eukaryota, Metazoa, Arthropoda, Insecta, Lepidoptera, Papilionidae.
AUGCUUGGAAGCUUGGCUGCGAUCAAAGAACGCUCGCCGAUAGUGGCGGGUAACUUUGCUGUAUGGGGUGGUAUGUUCUCCACUAUUGAUUGUACUCUAGUGUACUUACGUCAGAAAGAGGACCCUUGGAACUCAAUAAUGAGCGGAGCACUGACCGGUGGCAUUCUCGCGGCUAGAAAUGGUGUUCCUGCAAUGGCUGGCAGUGCUUUAGUCGGUGGUGUCCUCCUUGCCUUAAUUGAAGGAAUUGGUAUAAUGUUCACAAGACUAUCUGCAGAGCAGUUUAAACCGCAGCAACCUAUUUUUGAAGAUCCCUCAAUAUUAGGACAAAGCCAGGGUCAAAGCCAAACUUUCCAA